AUGAAUGAAUACGAGAAUGAGGCAUUCAAGGAAAGAAAGGCCAGCAAAGGGAUGAGGGCUGGCCGGGGACGGCCUGGCCGGUGCAAGAACACAGGUGGGAGCCUGUGCAAGAACACAGGUGGGGGCCUGUGCAAGAACACAGGUGGGGGCCGGUGCAAGAACACAGGUGGGGGCCUGUGCAAGAACACAGGUGGGGGCCUGUGCAAGAACACAGGUGGGGGCCUGUGCAAGAACACAGGUGGGGGCCGGUGCAAGAACACAGGUGGGGGCCGGUGCAAGAACACAGGUGGGGGCCUGUGCAAGAACACAGGUGGGAGCCUGUGCAAGAACACAGACUCGCCCUCGCCGGUGCCUCCCGCGGCGCCCGGCCAGGUGGUCGCUCCCCCCCGCACCUGGGCACCUCGGGUCCUCGAGGGGCAGCGAUGCAAGGUCACGGCGGCCGUGCCCAGUGCUCCCCGGGGCUCCCGGCACCUGCGCAGGAGCAGGCACCGUGUUCCCGAGGCAGGUGAUGUGGUGGACGUGUACCAGCGGGAGUUCCUGGCGCUGCGCGACCGGCUGCACGCAGCGGAGCAGGAGAGCCUCAAGCGCUCCAAGGAGCUCAACCUGGUGCUGGACGAGAUCAAGAGGGCCGUGUCGGAGAGGCAGGCGCUGCGAGACCGCGACGGCAAUCGCACCUGGGGCAGGCUCACCGAGGACCCACGACUGAAGCCGUGGAACGUCUCGCAUAAGCACGUGCUGCACUUGCCCACCGUCUUCCACCACCUGCCGCACCUGCUGGCCCAGGAGAGCAGCCUGCAGCCCGCAGUGCGCGUGGGCCAGGGCCGCACGGGAGUGUCCGUGGUGAUGGGCAUCCCCAGUGUGCGGCGCGAGGUGCACUCCUAUCUGACGGACACGCUGCACUCGCUCAUCUCGGAGCUGAGCCCGCAGGAGAAGGAGGACUCGGUCAUCGUGGUGCUCAUUGCCGAGACUGACCCGCAGUACACCUCGCUGGUGACAGACAACAUAAAGGCCUUGUUCCCCACAGAGAUCCAUUCCGGGCUCCUGGAGGUCAUCGCCCCCUCCCCGCACUUCUACCCCGACUUCUCCCGGCUCCGAGAGUCCUUUGGGGACCCCAAGGAGAGAGUCAGGUGGAGGACCAAACAGAACCUCGAUUACUGCUUCCUCAUGAUGUACGCGCAGUCCAAAGGCAUCUACUACGUACAGCUGGAGGACGACAUAGUGGCCAAGCCCAAUUACCUGAGCACCAUGAAGAACUUCGCUCUGCAGCAGCCUUCAGAGGACUGGAUGAUCCUGGAGUUCUCCCAGCUGGGCUUCAUUGGGAAGAUGUUCAAGUCCCUGGACUUGAGCCUGAUUGUGGAGUUCAUCCUCAUGUUCUACCGGGACAAGCCCAUCGACUGGCUCCUGGACCACAUUCUGUGGGUGAAGGUCUGCAACCCUGAGAAGGACGCGAAGCACUGUGACCGGCAGAAGGCCAACCUCCGCAUCCGCUUCAAGCCGUCCCUCUUCCAGCACGUGGGCACGCACUCCUCACUGGCGGGCAAGAUUCAGAAACUGAAGGACAAGGACUUUGGGAAGCAGGCGCUACGGAAGGAGCACAUGAACCCGCCGGCCGAAGUGAGCACGAGCCUCAAAACAUACCAGCACUUCACCCUGGAGAAGGCCUACCUUCGGGAGGAUUUCUUCUGGGCCUUCACGCCUGCUGCAGGGGACUUUAUCCGCUUCCGCUUCUUCCAGCCACUGCGCCUUGAGCGGUUCUUCUUCCGCAGCGGGAACAUUGAGCACCCAGAGGACAAGCUCUUCAACACUUCUGUGGAGGUGCUGCCCUUCGAUAACCCCCAGUCAGACAAGGAGGCCCUGCAGGAGGGCCGCUCAACCACCCUCCGGUACCCGCGGAGCCCCGACGGCUACCUCCAGAUAGGCUCCUUCUACAAAGGCGUGGCUGAGGGCGAGGUGGACCCUGCCUUCGGUCCCCUGGAAGCACUGCGCCUCUCCAUCCAGACAGACUCGCCCGUGUGGGUCAUUCUGAGCGAGAUCUUCCUGAAGAAGGCGGACUGACGGAGGACUUCUGAGGACUGGCCCUGAAGCCCAGGAGACCAGGGACGUCUUCGCUGCUGCCCCCGCAGGGCCAGAUGUGGCCCACCCAGCCUGAGGGGUUGUUCCUGGCACCUCUCAGCAGCCUGGGGUUGCCGCUGGCCGGGAGGCCCCAGGAGCUGGUGCUGCCCACCCGCCCGGCCGCGGGAGGAGGUGGUGGUCCCCACACUGUGCCUGAGGCCGGCCUGUGCCGCCCUGAACUGUUCGCAGCUGGCAGGUGGGCUGGAGCCAGGCCGUUUUAGAAGAGCUUUUCCUGGGCGCCUGUGCUCUCCGGCGCGAACACUGGAAUGCAUAUACUACUUACGUGCUGUGUUUUUUAUUCUUGGAUACAUUUGAUUUUUUUCACUUAAGUCCACAUAUACUUCUAUAAGAGCGUGACUUGUAAUAAAGGGUUAAUGAAGUGUG
This is a messenger RNA of Myotis lucifugus (little brown bat), 2496 nucleotides long. RefSeq names its product mannosyl (alpha-1,3-)-glycoprotein beta-1,4-N-acetylglucosaminyltransferase, isozyme B (gene MGAT4B). The coding region runs from base 1 to 2055 and encodes 684 amino acids. Lineage: Eukaryota; Metazoa; Chordata; Mammalia; Chiroptera; Vespertilionidae. The transcript has 17 exons. Gene Ontology annotation, cellular component: Golgi stack; endoplasmic reticulum-Golgi intermediate compartment; endoplasmic reticulum. Gene Ontology annotation, biological process: protein N-linked glycosylation. Gene Ontology annotation, molecular function: acetylglucosaminyltransferase activity. The record is from RefSeq and is a predicted model, not a curated record.